UUUUAACAAACAGUAACCAUUAUUGAUAUAAAUAAAAACUAAUUAACUUCGUUGUAGUCAUGUUUCAAAUUACUUAGAGUAGUGCUAGACCAAAAAUUCUCUUUCUGUUUUCAUGUUCUCACAAUGUCAGAGGCAGCUUCAAAAUUGAUUUCAAAUACUAUGCUUCUAUUUAGUUCUUGCCUAGGACUAAAAACGACUCCACGUAGCAUGGGGUACGCAAGGUGUGCCUUCAAAUUAUAUACUGUUUCCAGCGUCAUCGGUACUUUUUCUGCGCUGUUUUCUUCACCAGUGCUGAAUGAUUUAGAUGAGACAAUAUGGGUGUGGUGCUACUGCUUGGGUAUUCCUUUACUCGCUUGUGACCUCUGCGUGCUGUCGGAAUACGCCCCAGACCCAGCCCCCUUACACUUGGCAAUUCCGUUAUAUACACUCGUAUCGUAUCAUUACUUUCCUGAACAUGUUGAUCCUUUGUUACUGUCAAUAUCACAUUCGAUAAGUAUCUUGUUCUUGUCAGUGUGUUCAGCUUGUGAAGGCCAUCUCUGCGGAUACGCACUCGCUUUCCUUCAUUUCUUUACAAUGUGGAGAAUGGACAGUGAUGAAAAAGCACAUAUUGAUUGGACUACACACAUGACGAUGUCGAAUUUUCUUGCCCUGAACGUGAUAGAAUGGAUAAUAGAAGAAAAAAGAGAAUAAACUAAAAAAAAAAUAUCUUCAGAAUAAAAAAGAUCAAAACAACCAUAAAUAAAAAAUAU
Nezara viridula (southern green stink bug) is the source of this 749-nucleotide messenger RNA. Lineage: Eukaryota; Metazoa; Arthropoda; Insecta; Hemiptera; Pentatomidae. The record is from the annotation of a GenBank genome assembly.